Molecule: messenger RNA, 2049 nt
Organism: Rubroshorea leprosula
Lineage: Eukaryota; Viridiplantae; Streptophyta; Magnoliopsida; Malvales; Dipterocarpaceae
Source: the annotation of a GenBank genome assembly
UUUCCUUCAAAAUCCACAAAAUUUUCUUUCCUGUUCUCCUUCACAUCCAACGAAUUUUGCACAGUUUUUCUAACAAACUAUCUUGAUCAUCGGCUUGGGAUUUCGAUUUUUUCGGUGCUGAAAUAAGAUGAGGAACGAACACGGAGGAACAAUGUUUGUGGAGGCUGCUGCGCUCCACAACCGUCCCAAGUUCGGCGAUCUCCUCCGGCAGCCCGAUCCUAAUUCCAUCUUUAUUGCGAACAAUCGUUUCGACGAAGAGGAUCGGUAUUCCUACCGUGAAAGCAGUGCCUCCACGAUUAGCCCCAGGUCUUCCCUAUACGCGAGCUCCUCCACAAGCGGCGAGGCUUCUCCAUGUGCCAUGUCGCCUUGGAUCCAGCCUUCACCAUAUAUCAAGUGUCCGUCGAUGGCACCGUCCGGUAUGUUCAAUGAUAGUGUCCGAACUAGGAUGAUUGGAUCAAUUGUAAGGGAGGAAGGUCACGUGUAUUCCUUGGCGGCGUCGGGGGAUUUGUUGUACACAGGUUCCGCUAGCAAGAAUAUCCGCGUGUGGAAGAAUUUAAAGCAGUAUACUGGGUUUAAAUCUCACAGCGGUUUGGUUAAGGCGAUUAUCAUUGCGGGCGACAGGAUUUUCACCGGCCACCAGGAUGGUAAAGUCCGGAUAUGGAAGAUUUCGGAGAAAAACCCAAAACUCCAUAAACGGAUAGGAGCCUUACCGUCUCUCAAAGAUUAUGUCAAAAGCUCUUUUAACCCAAAGAACUACGUCGAAGUUCGUCGGAAUCAGAAUGUUUUACGAAUUAAACACUUCGACGCCGUGUCUUCCCUGAGUUUGAAUGAAGAAUUUGGGUUGUUAUAUUCAGGAUCUUGGGAUAAAACUAUGAAAGUGUGGCGGAUUGCGGACUCGAAAUGCUUGGAAUCGAUCAAUGCUCACGAGGACGCCAUAAACUCCGUCGCAGUAGGGUUCGAUGGGUUGGUGUUUACAGGAUCGGCAGACGGGACCGUUAAGGUCUGGAGGAGAGAGCUGCAGGGUGAUGCAACGAAGCAUUUUCUGGUGCAAGUGUUGUUGAAUCAGGAAAAUGCGGUGACGGCAUUGGCAGUGAACCGGAAACACACCGUGGUGUAUUGUGGGUCAUCAGACGGCCGUGUCAACUUUUGGGAACGCGAGAAACACCUGUCACACGGUGGCGUACUGAGGGGUCACACGAUGGCGGUUCUGUGCCUAUCUACGGCUGGGAAUUUGGUGUUCAGCGGAUCUGCCGAUAAGAACAUAUGCGUAUGGAGUAGAGAUGUGGAUGGGAUCCACACUUGCCUGUUUGUUUUAACGGGCCAUACUGGACCUGUUAAAUGCCUGGCCGUCCAAGAAGAUCGGAAGUUGUCGAGUAAGGGAGAUGAACGGUGGAUUGUGUACAGUGGCAGCCUGGACAAAUCCGUCAAGGUGUGGCACGUGUCUGAUUGUGCUCUCAACUCUAAAGAUGCAAAGCAUGAUAAUGGCUACGUGGGGGGUGAUUAUGAUUAAUUGUAACAAGAUUACAGCAAAGAGACACAGUAAUAGCCUCUUCUCCUCUUCUUCCAGCGCCAAGAUAUAUGGUAGAGUGUCUCCUAUCAUAGAAAUAUAUAUUAACUAGUUAUAUAAUGAGUGGAUAAUAAUCUAACAAAUUGUAUAUAUUAUUACAUAAGAUAUUUAGAACAGUUUAAUAAGAAAUCAAAAAUAGGCGAUGCCAAUGAAAAGACUUGAAGGUCGCUUGGAGUCACAGAAAGUUGGGAGGUGGUCCUUGGAAUUGAUCAGUGGAAGCGGGGCACUGUUCAUAAUGGUGCUUUAUUCCUAGGGCCAACAGCAGUGGUUUGGAGCCUUGGGGUCGAACGUAUUGCGGUCUGGUGGGUGUGGACAGCGCUACGGGUACAUGUGGGAAUGAAGUCGACGAAUGAGACACUGCGACGUUAGUAAGAGUAAGGGUUGAUUUUUUAUUUUUUUGUAUAAAAGCACAAAGGGCUUUGGCUCCUAGAAAUGUUGUAUUAUAAGCAAAUCCCCACCUUAAACAAAAUGGAAAUUUUGGC